Acanthochromis polyacanthus (spiny chromis) is the source of this 1102-nucleotide messenger RNA. RefSeq names its product red-sensitive opsin. Gene Ontology annotation, molecular function: G protein-coupled receptor activity. Gene Ontology annotation, cellular component: membrane; photoreceptor outer segment. NCBI's taxonomy places the organism in Eukaryota, Metazoa, Chordata, Actinopteri, Pomacentridae. The record is from RefSeq and is a predicted model, not a curated record. Gene Ontology annotation, biological process: G protein-coupled receptor signaling pathway; visual perception; phototransduction.
GGACAACUGAGGACCUCCUUCUCAGAUCAGAAUGGCAGAGGAGUGGGGAAAACCAGUGUUUGCUGCCCGGCGGUACAAUGAAGAGACAACAAGGGGAUCUGCCUUUACUUACACAAACACCAAUCACACCAAAGAUCCCUUUGAAGGUCCCAACUACCACAUUGCUCCUCGAUGGGUUUACAACGUUGCCACAGUCUGGAUGUUUUUUGUGGUCGUAUUAUCGGUCUUUACCAAUGGCCUCGUCUUGGUGGCCACAGCAAAGUUCAAGAAACUCCGUCAUCCUCUAAACUGGAUCUUGGUUAAUCUUGCCAUCGCUGACCUUGGAGAGACAGUCUUUGCCAGCACCAUCAGUGUGUGCAACCAGUUUUUUGGUUAUUUCAUUCUCGGACAUCCAAUGUGUGUCUUUGAGGGUUACACUGUCUCAACCUGUGGUAUUACUGCUCUUUGGUCCUUGACUAUCAUCUCCUGGGAGAGAUGGGUGGUUGUGUGCAAACCUUUUGGAAACGUUAAGUUUGAUGCCAAGUGGGCCACUGGUGGAAUCGUGUUCUCCUGGGUCUGGGCAGCAGUAUGGUGCGCUCCCCCCAUGUUUGGAUGGAGCAGGUACUGGCCUCAUGGACUGAAAACUUCUUGUGGACCUGAUGUGUUCAGCGGGAGUGAUGACCCUGGAGUCCAGUCCUACAUGAUUGUUCUCAUGGUCACAUGUUGUCUUCUUCCCCUGGCCAUCAUCAUCCUGUGUUAUCUUGCAGUGUGGUUGGCCAUCCGUGCUGUUGCCAUGCAGCAGAAGGAGUCAGAGUCCACACAGAAAGCUGAGAGGGAAGUAUCCAGGAUGGUCGUGGUCAUGAUCUUUGCUUAUUGUCUGUGUUGGGGACCUUACAUUUUUGCCUGCUUUGCUGCUGCCAACCCUGGGUAUGCAUUCCAUCCUCUGGCUGCUGCCAUGCCUGCAUACUUUGCUAAGAGCGCCACCAUCUACAACCCAAUCAUCUACGUCUUCAUGAACCGACAGUUCCGCACAUGCAUCUUGAAGCUUUUUGGCAAAGAAGUGGAGGAUGGUUCUGAAGUGUCCACAUCAAAAACAGAAGUCUCCUCUGUGGCUCCUGCAUAA